This is a messenger RNA of Hemicordylus capensis (graceful crag lizard), 914 nucleotides long. RefSeq names its product granzyme A-like. The transcript has 4 exons. Gene Ontology annotation, molecular function: serine-type endopeptidase activity. The record is from RefSeq and is a predicted model, not a curated record. Bases 186 to 623 code for a protein of 145 amino acids. Gene Ontology annotation, biological process: proteolysis. Lineage: Eukaryota; Metazoa; Chordata; Lepidosauria; Squamata; Cordylidae.
UUGUGUGUGAUAAGCUGAGCUGUGGAGGGACUCUGAUUGACAGGAAAUGGGUGUUGACAGCAGCCCAUUGCUUUCCGAGUGGAGGCUCGCAAAUUGUUCUUGGAGCUCAUUCACUAUGUAGAGAAGAGAGGGGGAAACAGAUCCAUGACAUUACUCAAGUGUUUGUUUACCCAGGCUAUAACAGAAUGACGGUGGAAAAUGACAUUAUGCUUUUGAAGCUUGAGAAAGAUGCCAAGGUGGGAAAAACUGUUCAGUUCAUUAGACUUCCCAGCACUUUUCAUGAUGUCCAGGCAGGAACCCAGUGCCUAGUUGCUGGCUGGGGAAAAACAGAAAAUCGAGAGCUAUCUGAAACCCUGCGUGAAGUUAAUGUCACUGUCGUGGACAGAACUGUCUGCAAUGAUCUGAGUCCUUAUCAAGAUGAGAUAACUGAAAACAUGCUAUGUGCGGGAGAGGAGGAUGGAAGCAAGGAUUCUGCUCAGGGUGACUCUGGUGGUCCUUUGAUAUGUGAUGGGGAACAAAGAGGUAUCGUCUCCUUUGGUAAAAAAGGAUACCCUGGGGUCUAUACUCGUCUUACCAAAGACUACAUCGCAUGGAUAAAGAAAACCAUGGAAGACAACGCAUAGAUGUCAUUUCUUGAUCUCCUUAGUAUAACUUUUUUUGCUUGUUUGUGCAAAAUGCUUACCUCAUUCAUCUCUGUAACUGUGCUAUUCUAUAUGUAGCAACUAGUCUAUGAUUUCCACUUCCACAGAUGGGCAAGAGAGGGAGAAUAUCAUAUCCAAGGCCAGCUGUAGGACUAAAAGACUGAGUUGGACCAUUCCUGUUCUAACAUUCUGUCAAUUAGCUCUAUAAUAACUGGUUGCCUCUAGGACCGUGCAAGGUUGGACAUGGCCCUACAGUAUAUGGGCCAGAUUGGA